This is a messenger RNA of Hippopotamus amphibius kiboko, 4407 nucleotides long. RefSeq names its product chloride intracellular channel 3 (gene CLIC3). The transcript has 6 exons. The record is from RefSeq and is a predicted model, not a curated record. NCBI's taxonomy places the organism in Eukaryota, Metazoa, Chordata, Mammalia, Artiodactyla, Hippopotamidae. Bases 56 to 769 code for a protein of 237 amino acids.
CUUAAAGAGACGUCCCCAGGUCCCUGCCCAGGCCCUGCCGACGGAUCUCCCCACCAUGGCUGAGACCGCCAAGCUCCAGCUGUUUGUCAAGGCAAGCGAGGACGGCGAGAGCGUGGGUCACUGCCCCUCUUGUCAGAGGCUCUUCAUGGUCCUGCUUCUCAAGGGCGUGCCCUUCACGCUCACCACUGUGGACACCCGCAGGUCCCCAGAUGUGCUGAAGGACUUCGCCCCGGGCUCGCAGCUGCCCAUCCUGCUCUAUGACGGCGACGCCAAAACGGACACAUUGCAGAUCGAGGAGUUUCUGGAGGAGACGCUGGGCCCCCCAGAAUUCCCCAGCCUGGCGCCCAGAUACAGACAGUCCACCGGGGCGGGUAACGACGUCUUUCACAAAUUCUCCGCCUUCAUCAAAAACCCAGCGCCCGCGCAGGAUGAGGCCCUGUACCAGCAGCUGCUGCGCGCCCUCGCCAAGCUGGACAGCUACCUGCGCGCGCCCCUGGAGCACGAGCUGGUGCGGGAGCCGCAGCUGCGCGAGUCACGCCGCCGCUUUCUGGACGGGGACCAGCUCACGCUGGCCGACUGCGGCCUGCUGCCCAAGCUGCACAUCGUGAACACGGUGUGCGCACACUUCCGCCAGGCGCCCAUCCCCGCCGAGCUGUGCGGCGUCCGCCGCUACCUGGACAGCGCCCUGCAGGAGAAGGAGUUCAAGUACACGUGUCCGCACAGCGCGGAGAUCCUGGCGGCCUACCGGCCCGCCGUGCGUCCCCGCUAGCGCCCCCACCUCCCCCGCCACCCGCCCACUCAUCUGCAGCCCCAUAAAGGCAUCUGCCUCAGUGAGCGUGUACGGACAUUCGAGGGACCAGAGGCCCUCGCAAUUUCUGCCACCCCCAAACUCCCACCAUGAGACGCUCAGCUCCAGGUGAUGGCCUGGAAAGACCGGCAGAGAGCCUGGUGGGUGGGGUGCGGUCCAUCCCCCUAAUCUUCAGGGAUGGAGGGACUGGAUUGGGCUCCCAAACCAGUCAGGCCAGGGCGGGGCGGCAGGAUGGUUGGGGAGGGUGGGGUGCAGAGUCCCAUCUGCGCAACGCAGGGGCUCGAGGCCAGAGGGCGGGCCUGCAUUCCGCAGCUCUGCCCCAGGAGGCAGGCAGGCCACCCCCAACUUAUCGUGUGGGGUCUCCAUCAGUGAGGCGUGUGCCCAGUGGGCGGGAACAGAAUUCAAGCCUCUGAGAGCCCCAGCCCUGCCUUGCACAGCCCUCUCAGCUCCUGGGCUGGCCGGGCAGGGGCAGCUGGGUCAGGAGAGCUGGGCAGCUGUGCCAGGGAGCACACAGCCUGACGUGGCCCCACACCCAGACAGCAGGCCCGGGAAUCCCCAGCCCUCUCUCAGAGCAGCCCCCAGGAGCCAGAGCCUGGCCGUGACCUCCACCAGAUGAAGAUGUUUAUUUGACGGGGAAGGGGCUGGUGGAGCAGGCUUGCUCCUGCCAGGCAGCAGGAUGGACACGGGCCGGUGGAAGGGUCCCAGGGGCUGCCCCUCCCCUCGCAGGCGGACUCCUGACAGCCACACUUUUUGCUGCACCUUCAGGGGUCAUCAAAGUCUACACCACCAGCUGGCUUCUUACUAGGAGAGAAGAGGGGAUGACACUUUGAGGAUGUGGAGCAAUGGGUGGGGUCCAGGGCUGGACCCUGGGUACAGGAGGGAGGGGGAGUGGGUGGGCACCUCUUGAAGCCAGGGUUGAUGAGAGACUCUCCAGGACACCGCCUCUUGACCCCAGGUCCAGGGCCACCUCUCUGAGGAUCCAGGUCUGGGGGAAACAGGAUGAGGGAGGGGGGCUCCUGAUUCCAGCAGGAACCCAGGGCCACACCCCACUCUCCACACAGACAGAUCCUCUCUCUGGAGCUUGAGGCCUGUUCUGGGGAAACUGAGUCACAGAGGUGCGAGCCAGCCCCAACCCAAGUCAUAGGUGACAGGCCUUACCUGGUAAGAAGAGCUGAGGCCCCACCUGCCGGGAGCUCUUCCUGGGGCUGGCAGCUGUCUGCUCCACAGCAGCUGGGGAGAAAGCAGGAAUGGAGGCCCAGGCAGGGGUUCCCUAGGGAGGGUGUGAGGUUCCCCCCACCCCCACCCUACCUGCCAGCUGCCGUUCCAAGCUGCACACGCGCUCUGCCAGGCCCAGCGUUAGUGCCUGCAACCUGGAGGCUGCCUCCGGGCCUGGCACCUUGGAGAGGCCAAAUUCCAGCGCCGAGGGCCCCCCUGAAAGGGUCAGGGAUGCUCUGUCCUCCUGCAGGGUGAGAGUCACAGCUUGCCGCUCACAGGCUGCCCUGGGAAGGGACGGGGGCUGAGUGCUGCGACCAGACCACUCGCUCCGCGUCCACCCUGCCUCCCUGCUCAGGAGCUCACCUGAACAGGGGGGUGAUGUCUUCAGCCGCACUCAGGCCAAAACGAGCUUUCUACAGGGCACAGGGACUGGUCACCGGGUGCCGGAGGCCCUGGGACUGCUGGGGACCCCCCAAAGCUGCCCGACCCGGAGCCGCCCGGGGCCCAGCUUCGGACUCCGGCUGCAGCGCGGCGGGGAGGGCGCCCGAGCGGUGCGCGCUGCAGGCGCGGGGGGCCGGGGUGGGGGACCGUUACGCACGAGGGCCGCCAGGCUGCGCGGCGUGAAGCAGGUGCUCCAGAGCCCCGCGGCGUCCGUGACACUGCGGGGGAGGGGCGGUCAGGCGGCGCCCGGCCCCGCCCGCCCCGCGCGCCCCGCGCGCCCGCUACUCACUAGAGGUUGAAGCCACCGCGUCCCCCGGCCGCACGCCCCUCCCCCUCGCAGUAGCACACGAAGCGCGCGGCCCCGGGGCCCGGCGGCAGCGUGCAGAGCGGCGGCGGCGACGGCUCCAUGGCCCCUCGGCGGCUGGGGCCCCGGCCGCCGGGGCUGUGGGCCCAGGGCGCCUGCGCGGGCGGGAGGCUUCCGGGCGGGGGCGGGGCCGGCGCCGGGGGGCGGGGCUCCGCGCUUGGGGCGGGGCUUGCCGGGGCGAGGGCUGUGCCGCGCGGCGGGGUCCUCGGGGCCUCUUGGAGCUUUACGCCCUGCGCUGUCCCCGCUGGGUCCGGUGUCCCCUCUUCUCGCAAACCCUGACCGGGCGCCGGCCCCGGCCGGCCACCGCUCUGGCCUCAGACUGCUCUGACCCCCUCGCCGGUCCCUGCGGCCUCCCCCCGGCCUCCGCACCCAGCUUCCUGGGGGCCCACUGAACAAGCCAGAACGCAGAAGUGAGUAAAGCGUGGUGACCGGUGCAGCAGGCUCUGCCACUCGUGCCUCCGUUCCGCUGCGCCGACCCCGCACCUCUUCUUUGCCCCGCGCUGUCCCAGGCCUUGGGCACACCUUGAUCAGCACACAGGGUCUCAUCUCCUGCAGCUUGUGAGAGCUCCUGGGAUGCAGAUAUAAGCCAAUGAAACGUGAAAUCCUCAGGCCUUGCCAAGUGCCUGUGACCUGCAAGGAGAGGGGGCUGGAGCACGCCAGGAAAGGGUGUGCCAGGCGGCCGGGGCAGCCCCUGCAGAAGCCCCGCAGUGGACACGGAACAGUUCUGCUCAGGGCUUUGCAAGAAGGCCAGGGUGACCGCACUGAGGUGUAGGAGGGUGGCAGGUGGGUUUGUAGGCUGUGCUAAUAUAUUCCAAGUAUGUCUGGAGCCAAGCCUGCCUCAUCGCCUCCUUUCUCCUAUUUCACAACCCUCACACCCGUCCCCACGAGGCCCCUGCCUCUGACUGCUGUACACGCUGUGUAUCUGCUCUAACCAUUAAAAAAUAAGGAGGGACCUGCCUGGUGGCACAGUGGUUAAGAAUCCACCUGUCAAUGCAGAGGACACGGGUUCGAUCCCUGGUCCAGGAAGACCCCACAUGCCCCAGAGCAACUAAGUCUCUGCGCCACAACUACUGAGCCUGCGCUCUAGAGCACCACAGGCCACAGCUACUGAGCCUGAUGCAACAACUACUGAAACCCACGCACCUAUAGCCCACGCUCCACAAGAGAAGCCACCGCAAUGAGAAGCCCACGCAUCGCAAGGAAGAGUAGUCCCCACUCGCCACAACUAGAGAGAGCCUGCAUGCAGCAGCGAAGACCCAACACAGCCAAAAAUAAAUAAAUAAAUAAUAAAUCUUAAAAAAAGAAUAAGGAGGAGGAGAAAAAUGCAUUACCUAACUGCUUAGAAUGUCCACGUUGAAUACAGGGGUAAACGCCGCCUGCCGCCCCCCUCCCACCCCCGCCCCUGCAACACCAGUGCCACUGUUCCUUUGACUGUGAGAUUCCUUUCCCAGACACCAAGGUCAUGCUGACUUGCUGUGUACCUGCUGUAGCCCGAGUAACACAAUUCAAGUGCUUCUCAAAUCCGGGUCUCCUGCCUGGCAGUCCUCAGUUUAGCUCAAAUAAAACUUUCCUAUUCGUA